Molecule: messenger RNA, 384 nt
Organism: Staurois parvus
Lineage: Eukaryota; Metazoa; Chordata; Amphibia; Anura; Ranidae
Source: the annotation of a GenBank genome assembly
AUGUACACUGAUCAUCAGGGCACUGAUGAACAAUAUGCCUUGAUGAUCAGUGUAGCCCCAGCAGUGCCACCUGUCAAUGAUGAUCAGUGUGCCCUGAUGAUCAGUGUAGCCCCAGCAGUUCCAACUGUCAGUGUCCAUCAAUGCCAGCUUCAGUGCUCAUCAGUGCCACCUGCCAGUGCCCAUCAGUGCCACAUCAAUGCCCCAUAUCAGUGCCUACCAGUGCACAUCAAUGCAACAUAUCAGUGCCCAUCUGAGCUGCCUUUCAGUGUCACUUAUCAGUGCCAGUCAGUGCCACCUGUCAAUGCCAGUCAGUGCCACCUAUCAGUGCUGCCAAUCAGUGCCACCUAUCAGUGCCAGUCAGUGCCGACUAUCAGUGUGCAUCAG